This is a messenger RNA of Naegleria lovaniensis, 1677 nucleotides long. RefSeq lists its product as uncharacterized. Gene Ontology annotation, biological process: regulation of microtubule cytoskeleton organization; cilium assembly; intraciliary transport. Bases 1 to 1677 code for a protein of 558 amino acids. The record is from RefSeq and is a predicted model, not a curated record. The transcript has 2 exons. Gene Ontology annotation, molecular function: microtubule binding. Gene Ontology annotation, cellular component: intraciliary transport particle B; centrosome; axoneme. NCBI's taxonomy places the organism in Eukaryota, Heterolobosea, Eutetramitea, Acrasida, Naegleriidae.
AUGAGCGAACAACAACAGCAGUCAGAGUUUGAUGAAGAGACCCGAAAGUGUAUUGAGAUUUCAAAGAAAAAGUUGGAACCGUUGGUUUCAAAAAUUCCUCUUCAGGACAAACACUUGGCAAGACCUCCGGUUGCCUUUAUUAAAGCUCUUGUUCUUUGUCUGAUCAAGGAACGAGGGUAUCCCGAUGGAUUGUUUGAUGAGGAAUUUCUUAAAGCCAAGAAGGACUUAACGAACGAAGAAAAAACGCUAUUCUUAAAGCAAUUAAUCAAUGUAAUUGUCCACACUGUUAAGAAAAAUGUUCCUGUAAAUAUACAACUCAUGAUUAAGGGCAAAGAAACGCCAAAGAAUAUUUCUGUGUUUUUCCAAGCGCUGGCUGAAGCAGCUGGAAAUAAGGAAAAAUAUCAAUACAAGGAGGCCAUUGAAAAAAUCAAAUCUGGAAAGUAUAAGGAUUUUACUGAGGCCUCGGAUGACAAGAAAAAAAAGGAGGCUGCUGGUCAGCAACAAAACACAAGCACACCACCCUCAAGUACACAAUCAGAUUCUUCGGGAGCCGCCACCACAAACAAACAACCACAAAAAUCCACCACAUCGUCACAACAACCUCAACAACCUCCCCCACAGCAACAGCAACCAAAGCAACCUUCUCCAUCAAACACCCCAACCAAUGUAGAAUCAAAACCUCAACAGCAACAGGGAUCAUCGAACUCUCCAUCCUUGAAUCAAGAUCAAGGACGACCAUCGUCGAGAGGUGUCUCUGCAUCUCAAAACGUAACGAACAAGCCACCCACUCCAUCGAAAGAAGAGCGAUCGACGACCCCUAAUUCCAUUGAGCAAAAAGCCAGCAUCAGCCGACCAAACUCUGGCAGGGAGAUUUCAAAACCUUCCACUCCAAACACAACUGCUCAAGAGGAUCAGCAACAGCCUCUUAACAAUCAAGAAGAUCCUAAUUUGGCACAAUAUUCUAGGCCUUUCUCAUCUCGAGGUCAAUCAGCGAGAAGAGCGCCUCCAAAAAUUAAAACCAAUGUUCGAACCAUUGAUACACAAGAAAUGCCUACAGAAAAAACUCAAGUGGAAACAAAAGCGGCGGAAGGUUUGAUUACAGACGAUACUGAAGACAAGGAAGAAGAACAAAUAAUUAUUGAGAAGAAUGUAGCUGUUCGAUCCGCCCCUCAAAACAACACUAAUGCAGAACAAAAAGGAACUCUAGUUAACAGGCUAAUGGAAAACGAAAGUGACAUUGAAAAGAAGCGAAAUGCAGGAAAAACGCCAAAUGCCAAACCCUCGUCUGAGGAACCAGUGAAGGGAAUUGUUCUUCAAACAGGUAAAAAAGAAAAAGAUAAGGAAGUAUUAACUACUGAACUCUCAACUCUAAGGGAACAAAUUCAAACUCUAAUUUCUAAAGUGAAUCCACUUGGUAAAACCAUGGAUUACAUCCAAGAAGAUCUUGACAGCAUGCAACGAGAACAUGACAUGUGGAGGAAGGAUGUAGAACUCCAACGACAACGGCUGAUCGAAGAGAGGAUGAAAACUGAGCAAGAAGUGUCCUCCGUGCAAGCACAACUAAAAGAAUUGGAACAAAAUAUUGUGGACAAGUUGGAGAAAAUUAAUUCUUUGAAGAGUACGAUUUUACAAAAUGACAAGCUGUUGGAAACAUUAUUAAGGAACGUUGUGGCAUGA